Zingiber officinale is the source of this 378-nucleotide messenger RNA. RefSeq names its product protein SUPPRESSOR OF PHYTOCHROME B 5-like. Lineage: Eukaryota; Viridiplantae; Streptophyta; Magnoliopsida; Zingiberales; Zingiberaceae. The transcript has a single exon. The coding region runs from base 1 to 378 and encodes 125 amino acids. The record is from RefSeq and is a predicted model, not a curated record.
AUGGAUCAAAACAACGCGAUUGGAGAUGCAGAAGGGUGUAGCAGCUCUGAAUCUGGAUGGACCGAGUAUAUUUCUUCUCCCAUGAACGAUCGUCACAGCGAAGAAGAUGGCUACGGCGAGGAAGAAGAAGAAGAUGAUGAUGAUGAUGAUGGCGGAGACUCUGUGGCUUCUGAUGCUUCUACCGGAGAGUUACUGCACCAGAGUCGGCAUCCCUGUCGUAGCGGAGUCGAUGAGGAUGGACAAGGCGGCGAUGACAGCGAUCGUACUCGAGAUGGUGAAAUGGAGGUCUCUGCAAGGAAAGAAGAAGAUGCUUGUUCCUCUGCUCAUCUCGAUGACCAAUCGAAAGUAAAGAGGGAUUCGGAUAUCAAUUCGAGUUGA